Molecule: messenger RNA, 420 nt
Organism: Macrobrachium nipponense
Lineage: Eukaryota; Metazoa; Arthropoda; Malacostraca; Decapoda; Palaemonidae
Exons: 1
Coding region: 1-420 (139 amino acids)
Molecular function (GO): nucleic acid binding
Source: RefSeq, a predicted model, not a curated record
AUGGGGACAUCGCUACACGCCACCACCGCCUACAUCCCAGCAGCUAACGGCAUGGUGGAGAGAGUCCACCGAUCGAUCAAGGCUUCCCUGAUGGCACGCUGCACCUGCGAAAAUUGGGAGAGCCAGCUACCGUGGGACCUCCUUGGUCUCAGGACUCCCCCACGGGCGAACGGUGAGGCAUCACCCGCGGAGAAGGUAUACGGGGAGCCAUUAACAGUCCCUGGCGAGUUCUUCCCGACCAAUGCCGACGACGCCGACGUCCCCAUCGCCAGGCUUCAGGAAUCUGCCGGGAAAUUCACGGCCUGCGUCAAAACCUUCUCCAACAGGACCAAACGUUUCCUCAUGAAGGCCCUAUCAUCGUGCAAACACGUCUUCGUCAAGGACGACGCCCGCCGCCUGCCUCUAACGAGACCCUACUGA